ACCAUGGAUCUCUUUGGGGACCUGCGGCGAAUGAACAAGCGCCAGCUCUAUUACCAGGUCUUAAAUUUUGCCAUGAUUGUGUCCUCGGCUCUCAUGAUCUGGAAGGGCCUCAUCGUGAUCACGGGGAGCGAGAGCCCCAUUGUUGUCGUGCUGAGUGGCAGUAUGGAACCUGCUUUUCACAGGGGAGACCUCUUGUUCUUAACAAACUUCCGAGAUGACCCCAUCAGAGCCGGAGAAAUCGUUGUUUUUAAAGUGGAAGGCAGAGACAUCCCGAUCGUGCACAGAGUAAUCAAGGUUCACGAAAAAGAAAACGGCAACAUCAAAUUUCUGACCAAGGGCGACAAUAAUGAAGUUGAUGAUAGAGGCUUGUACAAAGAAGGCCAGAACUGGCUCGAAAAGAAAGACGUUGUAGGAAGAGCGCGAGGGUUUUUGCCUUACGUUGGAAUGGUUACCAUAAUCAUGAAUGACUAUCCAAAAUUCAAGUAUGCUCUCCUGGCUGUAAUGGGCGCAUAUGUACUACUGAAAAGAGAAUCAUAAAAGAACACGGAAUUGCCUUGCACGACCCGGAACACGGAUCUACAAAGAUAUACUAAUAUAUUUGAAAUGUCUCAGUUUCUGUAUAUAAUACUCUGUGGUGUGCAAAUGGUAUUGUCUUGUCAGAAUGAAUUGUCCUGUUCAUGCCGCCGUC
Molecule: messenger RNA, 688 nt
Organism: Euleptes europaea (tarantolino)
Lineage: Eukaryota; Metazoa; Chordata; Lepidosauria; Squamata; Sphaerodactylidae
Gene: SEC11C
Product: SEC11 homolog C, signal peptidase complex subunit
Exons: 6
Coding region: 4-537 (177 amino acids)
Cellular component (GO): signal peptidase complex; membrane
Molecular function (GO): serine-type endopeptidase activity
Source: RefSeq, a predicted model, not a curated record